Messenger RNA from Astyanax mexicanus (Mexican tetra), 2182 nucleotides. It is a transcript of the gene arr3a, whose product is annotated as arrestin 3a, retinal (X-arrestin). Gene Ontology annotation, biological process: signal transduction; visual perception; G protein-coupled receptor internalization. The record is from RefSeq and is a predicted model, not a curated record. Bases 101 to 1171 code for a protein of 356 amino acids. Gene Ontology annotation, molecular function: G protein-coupled receptor binding. Lineage: Eukaryota; Metazoa; Chordata; Actinopteri; Characiformes; Acestrorhamphidae. The transcript has 16 exons.
CAGACCAACUGGGGUUAAUUCACACUGAGCAGCACACAGCAGCAGCCUGUGGAUUACACAGUGAUUCUACCUGAGACAGGUUCAGACAAAGAAGACAGACAUGGCCAAGGUUUUCAAGAAGACUAGUGGUAAUGGACAGCUGACCCUUUAUCUGGGAAAGAGAGACUAUGUUGAUCAUGUGGACAAAGUGGACACUGUGGAGGGUGUGGUAAAGAUUGAUCCCACUGACCUUGGCGAUAGGAAAGUGUGGGUCCAGCUGUGCUGUGCAUUCCGUUAUGGUCGUGAUGACCUGGAUGUUAUCGGCCUCUCGUUCAGGAAAGACAUCUGGAUCAACCACAUCCAGCUUUACCCUGAUGCUGGAUACAAACCCACCCUGACAGAGAUGCACAACACCCUGCUGAAGAAAGCAGGAGAGCAGAGCUACGCCUUCACAUUUGAUAUUCCCACUAACCUGCCCUGCUCAGUAACACUUCAGCCUGGACCAGACGAUAAGGGCAAGCCCUGUGGAGUGGACUUUGAGGUGAAGACCUACGUGGCCAAAGCAGCUGAAGACCCAGACGAGAAAAUUGAGAAAAAGGACACUGCUCGUCUCAUCAUUCGUAAGAUCCAAUUUGCUCCUGACAACACUGGAUCUGGACAGAAGGCUGAAAUUUGCAAGAACUUUAUGAUGUCUGACAAACCUGUUGUUCUGGAGACAUCUAUUGAUAAAGAAAUUUAUUACCAUGGAGAAGCCAUCCCUAUCAAAGUAAAGGUCAAGAACGAAUCCAACAAAGUGGUGAAGAAAUUCAAAAUUACUAUUGACCAGACCACAGACGUGAUUCUGUACUCUGCAGAUAAAUACACCAAAACUGUACUAACUGAAGAAUUCUCAGAAACAGUGGAGGCAAACGCGACUUUUGAGAAGACCCUAUCCAUCACCCCCCUGCUUGCCAGUAACAAAGAGCAGCGUGGACUGGCUCUAGAUGGACGGCUUAAGGAGGAGGACACUAACCUGGCCUCCACCACUGUUCUGAGACCUGGGAUGGAUAAGGAAGUGCUGGGAAUUCUGGUGUCAUAUAAAAUCAAAGUUAACUUGAUGGUGUCUGGUGGAGGUCUGUUGGGAGGUCUAACAGCCAGUGAUGUCACAGCAGAGCUGCCUGUAAUUCUUAUGCAUCCCAAACCCACAGAGUGAACCCUCUGCAGGUCUGAUCUGCAGGUCACAGUAGAUCCAUUAUUUAGUUUCCCCCAGCAGAACACAAAACAGAGAGAGCUGAAGAACAGGACGUGUGUUUGACUCUCAGCAAAGGCCCAGAGCAGGGCUUCAGCAAAAUACCUCAAACACACAUGCAUUCAGACAACACACACACACAUACACACACACACACACACACUAGCUUGGAUGCAUAGUUUCAGCAGUGGGUGCCUUCAGUCACUCCGCUAAAGCGAAUUAUAGCUACACUCCUGUGAGAAAGAGUUACACACUGUUCAGUUUAUUGACAUUCAUACAAGUCUAGCUGUGCACACUAAUUUAAUAAUUUAUGAAUUAUUUCAUACUAACAUCAUUUCCAUAUAAUUCAUAUUAAAUCAUGACAGUUUAAAAAAAAAAAGUUACCUGACAGGCAAUCAAUAAUGUAAUCUAAAAUAUUUACUUAUGUGGAAAAAAUAACAGGCCAUUUUAAACAUAAUCGCACACAAAGUGCACAAUUUGAUAAUGUUUAAUAUUUUGUUUUCUUUCCAUGAUAAAUGUUGAUAAAUGAUGAUUUUUUAUUUGUAAUUUUGUCCUGUUUAAUACAAAAAGCUGUAUAUUUUUGGUUCAAACACAUACUACACAUGACAGUCACUAUGGCCAUAGUUUGCACAGAUGCAUUACUUUUCCGCAGGAGUGUUUUACACCCCCUUUAACUUACUAGGCCCAAAAUAAAUCGAAUGGAGUCUGCCUAAAACACACCGUUUUCACAGCAAUGUGACUAGCUUCUUCUCUUAAUUCCCUUGAAUUUAAAUUGUAUAUUUCUCUUUGUUUUUUUCUGAGCACAGUCUAAUUAAUUGUGUUUACUUGAGGAUGUAGAAGAACCCCAUCAGUAAACAGAUUCACUCCAGCAUCAUUUUACAAUUUGUUUUACCACAUUUAGAAUGAUGUCAGAGGAACACAUUGGAAAAAUAAAUGAAAAAUAUUUCAAAAUAAUAAUAAAAAAAUAAAACAAAA